GAGGUCCAGUCAGUCCAAGCUAGUCAGUCGACCGAGCGACACAGGUGGUGACGGUCGAUCGUCGAGUUCCAUCCCUAUCGACCUUAUAUUUUCGAAGCCGAGCGAAAAAGCGUUUCGCCGAGGGUAGUCAAGGCAACCGAGAGCCAGUGAUCAUGCGUGCGUAGGGGACGAUGCCGCGAAAACUCUCGCUUCAAACAACCCUAAGACGACGAUCAAUGCGCAUCUCGAUCAAGUCGCAUCCCCGUCGACGCGUCGCGCUUUCGAUCGCGAGGAAAAAAGGGAUCUCGGCUAAUCUCGUUCAUUAUCGUCGACCUAUCAGCAUCCUCAUCCAAGGACACGCUGUCUCUGUUGGAAAUAAUCUCCUGGCGUGAUCAGGAAGUGGGAAGGAAACGAGAAAAGCUUCUCCGGGAGAUCUCUACUCUCGUCUAAUUUAGCGAAAACAAACGUCCUUACAGAAAUUAUCGACGAUAGAGUCUAAAUACGAACUUGACACGAAGAAUUCAAAGAGCUAAUCCCGCGAAGCAACAAUUUUAUUGCGCGAAAAAUAAAUCGAGAUAAAAUCAUUCGGUAAUUAGUCGCGGAAAGAAUUGCUCGAUUACAUUUAAGUUCGAAGAGGAACGUUAAUUAUAAUCCGUGUCAAGAUUGUGCGCUAGUAAGUGUGAUAAGUGUUCGCAACGAAUCGACGAGUGUCUGCGAAAUAAACAUUUGACAACGAGUAAAAUAAUCAAGUCGUCCAAUCAAAAUUAAGUGCAAAAAAACGAGAAAAAAUGAAGCUUGGGCAAUCACAGCCGACCAAUCCCGUUAAUGAGCGCUUAAUGAGCACCGCGUGAAAAUACGGAAGAAAGGACGCCUCUCGAAAUGAAGAUAGGAGAUAAUAUGACCAUGGAAGCUUGCAAUGUAUGGAGCGACGUGACGCCACGAAAAUAUCGGCCACCGCGAAUCGGUGACAUUCCAAAACACGGUGCGGUCGAUCGUCCUUCUCCUUCAGACUCGCUCCCUUAUAUCUCAAGGCAAACGAAGAUUACGCCCUGCGACUCCGAAAUAUCGACGGAUGUGCCUGGUUCGUCGAAAGUGCCGUCAAGUCCGGAAUAUAUCCAGGAAGUACGCAAAGACAGCGCAUUGUACCUCGAAGAAGUGGAGGAAACCCCGAAGCCGACUUUGGAGCCGACUUCCACGGAUGUCCGAAGACAAAGCAGCGGCUACGUGAGCCCUCGAGGUAGCUUCGACGAUAUUAGAAGAAGCUCUACGAGCGGUGACACGCAGCCGCAGGAUCUAUUGUCAACGGAGAGACGUGUAUCGAGAACGAAAGCCUUGACUAAGAACCUUGCUUAUAGGGUAGAAGAGAGCAUUGAGGAGCACGAGCUGACCCCAGAUACACCGGAGAAGAGAAUGCCGACGACAGAAUUACACAGAAAGGUGUCGAGCUCCGGUCUCGACAUGCCCAGCAUCAAGGAGAUGAAGGAGGUCCUCAAGGAAAGACUCUGCUUCAACAGGAAAGCCCCGAGGGCAACGAAUUAACAGAAGACGUCGGUAACAAAAUUGAUUUUUAAUAUCGUUAAUAUCUGUUUAGCCAAAUUGCAAGUGACGUCGCACAAGGAUCUUUCGCAUGAAAGCGGCGAAAGUAUGCGAGAGAUGGAUGAGGCAGCAAGAAUCGGCACAACUAUCGGAUUGAGCGACUCAAGUUUGAAGAGUGCUCCAAACACAAAUGUGGCAACUGCUAUUGCCACAGAUAGUCAAAUAGUAGAUACGAGAAAAUUGUCCUUGCCCGGUGAAGCACGACCGAGCCAACGAUUGCUCGGGGAAACUGUCAAUGUCACCGACAAAUCCGUUCCUCCUCGCUACCCUUACAGCAGUCCUCAAGGAUCGCCCAGGAUGCGCAACAGAGCACUCAAUAGAGAGCACUCCGUUGGAGCCACCACGUGCAGCUUCAUCGAUAACCAGCACGACAGCCAACAAUUGAAUCAAUAUAAAGUGCUGGAUGAGGUCGGAAAGGGCUCUUUCGGUGUCGUGAAGAAGGUUUACAAUGAAGACGACGGAGUGCAUUACGCAAUGAAGAUACUUAGCAAGAGGAAAUUAAUGAAGAAGACGGGGAUAUUUGGUAGGAUACCUCCGCGUAGGGCAGGUGCCGAUCCCUUGGCGAAAGUUUACAAGGAGAUCGCCAUCCUAAAAAAACUCGAUCACCCUAAUGUCGUGAAAUUGGUCGAAGUACUCGACCAUCCUGACAAGGACAAUCUCUACUUGGUCUUCGAACUGGUGCAUAGGGGCGAGAUUCUCGUUAUACCUACCGAAAAUCCUCUGACAGAGGAAACGGCCAGGCGAUACUUUCGCGACGUCGUUAUAGGAGUCGAAUAUUUGCAUUACCAGAAGAUAGUGCAUCGUGACAUAAAGCCAAGCAAUCUACUGGUGGACAGAGACGAUAGAAUUAAAAUUGCUGAUUUAGGAGUCAGCACGGAAUUAAGAGAACCUGGAGAAUUAUUGUCAGGGAAAGCUGGAACGCCGGCCUUCGCGGCGCCAGAAGUAUCUAUUACUAACGCACAAUACUCAGGACCACCCUGCGAUGUAUGGUCAAUGGGAGUAACGUUAUUCGCACUUGUGGCCGGACAUUUGCCUUGGAACGAUUCUGAUGGCAGAGCCAUUCACGAAAUUGUUCGUCAGGAACCACUCGUAUUUCCUUCGCGUCGCAUGUCUCUGGAUAUGCGUAAUUUGAUUGGGCGGAUGCUGGAUAAGAUGCCGGAAAACAGAAUCACAAUCUCGGAGAUGAAGCAACACUCCUGGCUGACUAAUAACGCAACCGAACCACUGCCGAGCGAGGCUGACAAUUGUCGCGUACCAGUCACUGUCACCGAGGAAGAAGUCAUCAGACUCGGCACCCUGCUUAUGGUUAAGAAUAUGCUGAAACAGCACAGUUUCCAGAAUCCAUUCUUGCCAAAGCGACGAAUGGCAAACAACGCGCAAUCGCCAGCGAGCGGACAAGAAAGUGGUGCAACUUCAUCAGCGCAACGCGAUGCGAUGAGGGAAGCGAAAACGGAACGUUUUCACGAGUCCGGAAGAAGCAAUUCCGCACCGGACUCCUAUGAUUGGCACACAAGCGGCAGACAAGUAUCGCUGGAAAAUCCCUUGUCGCCAGUGACAGAAACCGAGAGAAGGUAGUGGCAUCACCAAUAGAAGUAGCAUUAUAUAAGGAAAUAUAAGGAAAUACAUACCGAUCUUUAGAUGACAGAUUAACGUCAAACGGAAAUGAUCAUUGAUCGCAAUCGCAACGUUAUAAGGCGAAUUUGUCAAACGAACCAACGAAAAAUUAAUCUUCCAGAGAAAUAUCGUUAUCGAUUUUUAUUUUCAUUGCUUUUAUCGUUGAAACCGCAGAACCUUCAAUUUUGCAAGUAAAAGCUCCGUGAGUUAUUUACGUUGCGGUACGCGGAAAUUCCAAACCGGCGAAAAAGCUGAUCGGAGAUAUAUUGUUGGAAAUGUUUCCCGCUAGAUUCCAAAAUUUUUAUAUUAAUAAAAAUUCAAUGUUGCGGUUGAAUGUACUACAUUAUAACAAUGAUAGUCAGCGAUUAUAUCUCUGAUUGUUAUUGAUUGAUAUAUAAGAAUGAUAACGUGAUUUAAAUAUAAUUAAUGAUCGCACAUAAAUAGCUCAUCGUAUAACUCUUAAAAACGUAAGAGUUACAACUAUUAUUACAAUAUAUUUAUGUGUAUUUUGCUAUUAAUCGUUAAUAUUGUCUAUAUAAUGAAAUCUGGCAAAUUUACUGGCACUACAACGUGUAGUGCCAUUAAAUGAUCGAUUAUUAUAUUGCUCCUUUUUUUAUUGCUUUUUAUUUGUAACGCAAUACAUUGAAUAACCAAUUUUUAUAUAAAAAAGAAACUUGUAUAAAUAAUAAAAAUUAAUA
Nylanderia fulva is the source of this 3887-nucleotide messenger RNA. Lineage: Eukaryota; Metazoa; Arthropoda; Insecta; Hymenoptera; Formicidae. The record is from RefSeq and is a predicted model, not a curated record.